Molecule: messenger RNA, 956 nt
Organism: Dioscorea cayenensis subsp. rotundata (Guinea yam)
Lineage: Eukaryota; Viridiplantae; Streptophyta; Magnoliopsida; Dioscoreales; Dioscoreaceae
Product: phospholipase D delta-like
Exons: 4
Coding region: 17-676 (219 amino acids)
Biological process (GO): phospholipid catabolic process
Cellular component (GO): plasma membrane
Molecular function (GO): D-type glycerophospholipase activity
Source: RefSeq, a predicted model, not a curated record
GGCCCAAACAAUACGGAUGAUGUAUGAAAUCAUUGGGCAGGAGCUCAAAUCCAAGGGGCUUAAAGAUGCACACCCCACUCAUUAUCUUAAUUUUUAUUGUCUUGUCAAUCGAGAAUUAUUACCUAAGGGCAGCUCUCAACCAACACAAGCGACACAAUCUCAAAAAUAUCGGCGGUUCAUGAUUUAUGUUCACUCAAAGGGUAUGAUAGUUGAUGAUGAAUAUGUAAUCUUAGGGUCUGCCAACAUCAACCAAAGAUCACUAGAUGGCUCCAGGGAUACUGAAAUAGCUAUGGGUGCUUAUCAACCAAAUCAUACAUGGACUCACAAAAAGCAGCAUCCACAUGGUCAGGUAUACGGGUACAGGAAGUCACUCUGGAGUGAGCAUCUUGGGAAGUUUGAUCCUAGCUUGGAGGAACCUGAGGAGUUGAAAUGUGUGCAAUCUGUGAAUUCGAUAGCUGAUGAGAACUGGUCAUUAUAUACUGUUGAUGAAGUUGUUCCAUUGAAGUCACACAUUGUGAAGUACCCAAUUUCGGUGAAGGAUAAUGGUGAGGUUGAACCUCUUCCUGGCUGGGACUUAUUCCCUGAUGUUGGUGGCAAAGUUCUACAGCAGCCUUCCUCCUUUUCUACUUCCCUUCCUUCCGAAUUAACAACAAUGAGAAGAUACCAUGAAUGGUAGCUUGUAUUCCUGUUGUGCAGCGUUUGGUGGAUCAGAUCAUGGGCUGAAAUCACACAAAUUGCAUGAUAAGGUAUGUAUAAACACAUUUUUUUUUAGAAUAAUUUUUUGUUCUAUUUUAUCUUUUGCUAUUGAAAUUGAAACAACUGACGACCUAUUUGUUCACACGAUUUGAAUAAAUAUUUUUGUCUCUAGAUAUAACAAAUCUCAUUGUUACAUAUCCUAUGGCUUUCACUCAAUGGCUUCAGUGAAAACAUAUUUAUUCUUUUAUUCAAAAUGCUCA